Molecule: messenger RNA, 3109 nt
Organism: Pieris rapae (cabbage white)
Lineage: Eukaryota; Metazoa; Arthropoda; Insecta; Lepidoptera; Pieridae
Exons: 4
Coding region: 289-1476 (395 amino acids)
Source: RefSeq, a predicted model, not a curated record
UGGUUACUGAGCGUGUUAAUGGCGCGAAUCGUUAUUUCGAUCGUGACAAUUGUUAAUAUUGUAAUUUAAGUAGUUUUUACUGUCUUACCUUUUGUGUUAUAACAAAAUAAUUAACAUACAUUUAGUUUUUGUAUAUUGUUCGCAAGUUGUAUCUUCAGUGAUUGUGUUACGGGACUUUAAAAGUUUGUUUUUCUUUUGUUAAGUUUAGUUCAUUUUGCUACUUGGAAUUAUAUUGGAUAUGUGGGUGGUAGCAGCUAGAUAAAAGGACGGAGCGCUGGAUUCAACAAAAUGGAUUCCGAGAGCCGCAGUGAGUCCGCGUUGAACAGUCCAACGGAACCGGAUGUUUCGUUAGCGGCUUCCAUCACGGAUCCGCUGGAAGCCCACACCCUUGAUGAAGCUAGGAGAACCAUAAGAGAUCUUCGUAUGAAAUACCGUGCGCAGGCGCAUCAGCUAUUAACAUGGCGUCGAGCGCAUCGUACUCAAGAGGAACUAGUCAAUCGUCUGCAAAUAGAGAAAGCCGAGCAGUUAAAAAUGCUAUCCAGCCAACUUCUUCUUUUCGAAUCACGUCUGGUUCGUAAGCAGAAAGAGAUAACCAAUAUGCUAGCUCUUCGUGAAACCAUUAUCAUGAAACAGCAAAAAGUCAUCGAAUCCCUUCAAGCUAAACUUCUUGAUAAUGGUAUUGAUACCAUACAACCCAUUCCGGAUUUUAGGGACAUGCUUCUUGAUUCGAACACAGGAGACUUUGAUUCCCUAAACGAUUCCGAUUCCGCUGUAAUAAUGGAAGACGUAGAUUCCGAUUGUUGUAAUAUUUCGAAUCUACCCAGGUUCCGUUCCAUGAAUCCAGACAGCGUUACCGUAGUUCGAUCGAUCUCAGAUGCCAUAGAUCCAAACCUCAAAUACAACGCCAGGCGUUCCAACGGCUUUUUGCGACGGCCGGAAAUUCUGGAGACCGUCUACAGUGUUGAGGAGGAAGCGGACAACGAAUCCACAAAGGCCCUAAGUGCUCAGAACAGCACAGAAAAGGAUAUAAAAGACGCGAACAAAACUGAUGAACAGAAAACGAAGGAAGGCAGUCUUCUUGCACAACGACGUGAUAACUUCCGCAUGAGAAGUAUAGUUCUUACUGCGGAAGUUAAAAGUAUAGAUAGUGAUAAGGAGAAACCUAAGCCUUCGGAUUCCUGGGCCUACAGUUAUGUGCCAAAGAGGAUGAUGCCAGCAAAUGAAUCGGAUGAGGAAGUCUCCAACGCUGAAACUGAUGAAGAGGAUCCAGAGCCUAAAUCAACGCAAGUAGUUACGUACAACAGAGUAAUGUCGAAUCAUAGGAAUGUAACGAAGCCGAAAGAUGUGAAAUACAAGAGGAUAAAUAAGGCAAAAUCUAAGAGCUUAGAAGAGUUGAGGGGGAGGUUAAAGAAUUGGGUGGACAAGGGGAGUAAAUUAUCGAAUAUUCCACUAGAGCAUGCUCAAAGUUAUGCUUGAAUAAAGUUCCUUAUUAGGGUUCGGAUAAAGGCUAUUGUGCACGGAUUGCAGACUAGCGAAUAUUUCUUUCAGAAUCCCGUUGUGAACGCCCAUUCGCUGAUUGAUUAAUUUAAAAGGAAGUCUGCUUGUCCUAGACGCAUUUAAAUUGAGUUAGAAUAAAUCUCCUAAUUUGAUUGCUUAUAGAUUCUUGUCAUAGUUAUUUGGAUAUGAGCUUGUCCAACCUAUAAAUACAUAUUUACAAAUGAUAUUCUUGAUACUCUGUUAGUUUUUAUGUAAUAACAACUUUAAAGUAACUAAAGAUUGAACUUUGACAUUUCUCGCACGACUGAUCUAUUUAGAUUCACAUUUUAAGCAUGUAUUUUGUGAACCUUUUUUUGAUACGAAAAGCUUCAAAUAUGUAUAAUCUAAGAUUCAUAUCCAUACUCUAACAUUUAUGUCGGUAGAACUUGAUAAUUGUUGUACCCGCAAAUGUAUAAAUCUGAUUAAUUACAAAUAAUCUUCCGAAUUUAUCCGAGCUGUCACAACUUUGCUGAAUUUGUCAAAGUUACUUUUUUGUAAUGGAAGCCACUUAACUAAGGCGUAAAACAUGAAUCAGACUUUCAAGAAAAAAACUUUUCAAGACUGCCAUACUGGCGAUAGUUAAUUAUAUUUUUAUAAACUUAAAAUUACGAGAAAAUAAAAACAUCACAACUUAUAUUUAUAAAUUUAAUAGAUUUCGAUGUUAUAGUAUCAUAAAUUAUUAACUAUUUAAUUAUAUAAUGAUGGAAUUGAACUGUUUCUUGUGAUUAGAAUUUUAUUAGAAAUAUUGUUCAUUUGUGCCAAUUAUACAAAUAUUGCAUCUUACAAAAAAAAAUAUUUUCGUCUGAAAAACUAUAAUUUCCGUAUGUCAAAUUCAAUAUAUUUAUAAGAGUCAUACUUAGUGAAACGUCUCCACUCUGAAGCCUUCUUAGAUAUUUACUUAAUCCAGGACAUUUAAUUAAACAUUAGUAUUUUGGCUCACCAAACAAAAUAGUAAUAAAUGAUAAGAUGUGCCAAGGCAAAAUAUUUUGUUCAAAAAAAUUUUUCUUGUAAAUAUGUGUGUGUUAAAUAACUGUGUAUAGCAAAAAGUUGAAAAUUUCUUAUUAUCAUUGCUUUAUUUAUAAGAAAUUGUGAAAUUAUCAAAAUCAAAUGUCUAGUAAGAAUAUUGUUAGAUUCAAUUUAACACCAAAAUCUGCUCUGUAUUUAUGCGAUAAUUAAUAUGUUGACGAAUUUUGAUAAAACAAAAUUCGUGAACAUGGACCUCGAAUAUUAAGUGUAAGAGAGACGGCGAAUGUGCAAAAAAUCGCUCUUUCUAGACAAAUUUAAUGGUGCUAAUUUGAUUAAAAUUCAUUAAAAAUUCAAUACAACAUAAACUUCGUUUUAAUUUGUUUAUAUUGAUUGUUAAUUAAUACUUUAUUAAGUCAGGAUUAGCACCAAUAUUUGUAGAAAUUUGUAAAUUUCGAUCUCAGUACUGUUAGAACAGUUUAUAUAUAAAAUACUUCAUUAAUUGUACACUGUUAAUUGCUUACCAAAAGGUUACAAUUUAAGUCAAUUUGUAAAUAUCACGCAGCUUAAAAAUGUUCAAAUGUAGAUUGCUGAAUAAAUAUAUUUAAAA